UCUUUCUUUGGUUCCCAAGCAGAAGCCGCGAUCAUCGCAAAUCGUACCGAUUACUGCGUUGGAGAUGAAGUGCUACAAUGCGUACCUCCAAUCUAUCCAUAUGUACAAAACUAUAGAGAAAAGCGGAGAAGGAGCCUCGAAAUCAAGUGGACAGAAAUCAUUUUUGGACCUAUAAGUCGCAUGAAAAUCUUGUUCAAGGUAUCACCCAAAUAUCAUCUCCUUGCGUGCACAAUCGAGAAGAACUUCUCGACAAUGUUAACAGCCAUUAUUUGCUACUUGUUUGAUGAAGAUCGUUUUAUUCGACAAAAGAAGAACAUUAUUACGGAAACAUACCGCAGACGAUCCUGUGCACAACUCAACGAGUACACUUCCCUCACUACCUUACACAGUACAUUGAAUCACAAGGACUGGAGCAUGAUGGCUGUGGUUCGCGAUCCAUUAGAAAGAUUUGUAUCCGGUUUUGCUAACAAAUGUCUCAGGGAGAAAGUGUGGAAAAAAUUUCCGGAUCGCUGUAAUGGAUGCCAAAAGGUUAGUUUGAUUCCUAAUAAUAAUUAAUU
Messenger RNA from Strongylus vulgaris, 557 nucleotides. The record is from the annotation of a GenBank genome assembly. Lineage: Eukaryota; Metazoa; Nematoda; Chromadorea; Rhabditida; Strongylidae.